Messenger RNA from Pecten maximus, 2551 nucleotides. RefSeq names its product selenoprotein H-like. Lineage: Eukaryota; Metazoa; Mollusca; Bivalvia; Pectinida; Pectinidae. Bases 1 to 363 code for a protein of 120 amino acids. Gene Ontology annotation, cellular component: Golgi apparatus. The record is from RefSeq and is a predicted model, not a curated record. The transcript has 3 exons.
AUGCCACCGAGAAAGAAGAGGGGUUCGGCACCCACGGCCGUCGACGAAAUUUCGCCACAGAAGAAAGCGAAGACCAACAAUGAAAAACAGGCAGACGGUCAGAUGAGGAUCGCUAUCGAACAUUGGGUGUACAAACGCAGAGCUCUCGCCUUGGCUGAAGACCUGCGUGAAUCCUUCGGAGCAGACCUACAAGUGGAUCUUAACCUUGACAAACCCAGACGAGGAGCAUUUGAAUGCACUUUGUUCAAAGAAGAUGAUUCAGAAGUCCUGGUUUGGACAGGUCUGAAAAAAGGUCCACCAAGAAAAAUGAAGUUUCCAGAGACAGAAGAUGUUGUUAAAGAAAUCAAAAAGGCAUUGCUGUAGAAAUUGUGAAGUUAAAAUCACAAUGCAAACUCUUAACAUAGUUUUAGUGUUUAGCAUUAUUGUGAAGUAUUGUAGAUGGCUUGUUGACUUGACUUGAUUUUGUUGGUAAAUAUGACUGGUUUCCGAGUGUGUAUGACGGAUUGUGUAUACAAGGGAGGCAACUCCUGUACACAUCCUGAUGGUUUUCACUUGUUCCAGAACUAUAUACUCACAAAAUAAUGUGAAGUUAACAGGUCAAGAUGAAGAUAAAUGUUAAUCUUUUUUUAUCAACAAACUUCUGUGGUAUAACAUGAUGUUUAAAGAUGAUACAUUUCUGACAGUGUAUAUAUUUCGUUUCUCUUCAAAAUUCAUAAAAUGACACCCAUGAUUUGAAAGUAUAAAUUAACAACAACAAAAACAACCUCCUAGUAAUAACUGCUUAUAAGAAGGAAAGAUACAUACAAAAUAUAGAGGUGUGGCAAAAACUUCUAAAGGAUGGAAUUGAUAUUUUACUCAAUUUAAAUCUAAAAUAAUCUCAAACUUAAGGAGGGUGGUUUAAGUUUAAGUAUGGAACUUUUUGUAUUGUGUAAAAAUAAGUCGCCUAUGAUUUCAUAUUACGAUUUAUCCGAGAUUAAGCAUCGUAAAUGUACUGUGUACAAUAUUUUCUUCUAUAAAGUUGUAUUUCUGAUGUUUCAGAUAUGUAUCUGGUAAUAUUAAAUAAUUCCAAUACAGGUCAGUUUAGAAUGGUACAUUGUUUUAGCCGAUUUAGAUAUCUAGAAGAUUGAGUGUAGAAUUGUUUCAACAAACUGCUAGUAACACUUCUAAAUAGAAUAUAUAUACAUGUAUAAGGAUGGUCUUGCCUUUUACCUUGUCAGCCAGUGUUCAAGUCUUCAACAGAUAUGAAAAGAUACGAGGGUCACCUGGCUGACCAUGUGGUUUUUCUCCUGGUACUCCAGUUUCGCUCCCUUAAUGUUUCGUGGCAAAUCAAACAAUGAUCUAUCAUAGAAAAUAAUGAUUAUUUGGAUGUAACAUCAUUUUGAUUAAUCAGAACAUCACUAUGUGGACUAGAAUCAUCACACUUGUUUGUAGCUUUUAAUGUCAUUAUCAAACUUGUCAAAUUAAAGGACAUCAAAACCAGGUCACAGGUUAUUUUGCCCUAGAAAUGUGACUAGAAAGCCGAUUUUGUUAUAUCAUGAAGACGAUAUCUGACAUAAUUUACUCUCUGUAUCCAUGGCUAUAUAAUAAGGUCUAUAGUAAAUAUGGCUACAUAAUGAUAUUGUCUUGUUAGGAGAGCCUGUCUGAUAGAUAAAUGUAGUAUGUUAUUGGUGCUUGCUCUGUUACAAUGUAGCUUUUUAUCAUGGACAUUUUAAUAACAAACAUUGAUAUCCGUGGAAUAUUAGGGUAUUAAUACAUUGUAGUUUGAUACAAUUCCUCAUGUAUACAACUUAGUUGGAUUGAUACAAUGUAGUUAAGAUUAAUACAAUGUAGUUAAGAUUGAUACAAUGUAGUUAAGAUUAAUACAAUGUAGUUAAGAUUAAUACAAUCAAUGUAGUUAGAUUAGUACAUUGUAGUUGAAUUAUUUAGACAAUAUAGAUUUAUACAAUAGAGGUAUGCAUGUAUAGAAAAUAGUGUAGGUGUAACCACAGUCGUCUGUAUCUGGUUAGUAUUUAUAGAAAACAAAUAUUAGUCCCAACUCUUACUAUAUCCUAUUAUAUGUAGUAGGAGUAGGGGAUAUUUUUUAUUUUUCUAUAAAUACUAGUCAGAUGCAGACACCUGUGGUGUAUUUAGGAAAUGUAGAGAUGAAGUAGACGGUGUAGAUGGACUGUAAGAAAUGAUUUUGUAGAUGUUAUAUUAGAUACCACCACUAUGUGUUCAGGUAUGUGUAUCGUGUGACCGGGUGUGAAUGUAUGAACGAAGUAAAACGAGAUGACUGAAGUAUACAAUACAGGAGAAACAAGAUUUGUUCAUUUUUUUUGAUAAGUGAAAUAAGAGCUGAAUAUUAUUACAGAAACAUACAGCUGGGUGUCCAUUGUAGUGACAUUAAGCUAAGCUAUCGAUGUAUUUGGCAGACGUGUGCAUUCUUGUGUGUGCGAGAAUUUGUGAAUCUAUGGGAGUUCAAUAGUUGUAUGAUUGUGUAGAAAUCCUGUAAAGAGACCAGCAUUAUCUGUUCAGUAAAGAAAGAGAUGACAAUGAUGAUUUCUGUACUAGU